Messenger RNA from Anopheles coustani, 4681 nucleotides. RefSeq lists its product as uncharacterized. The transcript is spliced from 12 exons. Gene Ontology annotation, molecular function: serine-type endopeptidase activity; protein binding. Gene Ontology annotation, biological process: proteolysis. Lineage: Eukaryota; Metazoa; Arthropoda; Insecta; Diptera; Culicidae. Bases 98 to 4366 code for a protein of 1422 amino acids. Gene Ontology annotation, cellular component: membrane. The record is from RefSeq and is a predicted model, not a curated record.
AUCGUUGUCAUCGUCGAUUUCCGUCGCCACACUUUAAUCGGAACCGGAUUGCAGAGCGCGGAAAGCUGAGACUAAGACUUCUACUAUCAGCAACGCGAUGGCGUCGUCAUUCGCUAAUUGCUCCUACGCACCCGAUCCGACGGCCGGCGGCGACACGAGUCCAUUCAACUACGGCGAACGCAGCCUGCUGGACGACCGGGACAAGCGAGGAAUUACCAGAGCGUCCAGUCUAGCCCUACCGAACCACUCGCUGCUCGAUCUGCUCGAGCACAAGCAGAAGCUGUACGACACCAUCCACCUAACGCCACCUCCGAAAGGCAAUGGCACCCGGCGGCAUUCGUCCGACUCGUUCCCGAUGAUCGAGAAUGACGACUUCCAGCUGCCGCAGCGCCAGAGUAAAAAGUCCGUACAAGGUCUCCCGGGCCCGCUUGUGCCACCGCCGGUUCCGAAGCGUACAUUUCAGGGAAAUUUCCCGCGCAAACCACCAGAUUCGUUCGAGGUGCAGAAGCGAACAUCUUUGCUAGCGCUUGACAGUUAUCAGCAGCAGCAUCAGCAGCAGCAGCAGGUCCAGCAGCUUCAGGCCCAGCAACAGCAGGUUCAACAGCUUCAGCAGCAACUACAGCAGCAUUUAGCCCAACAGCAGCAGCAGCAGCAACAGCAGCAAGCGCAACAGCAGCAGCAGCACUCUUACGCGCAAUUCGUUCGCUCGGAGCGUAUCUGCAAGUCGGCAUUCGAGGAUCAAUCGUUCAGCUACUACCCCACGCCACCGAAGAGUGCCAAGAGCUCGGGCAGUGGAGGAGUAGGCGGUACCACCUGCCACAGUGUCAGUGCGACCAGCUUCGACGAUCUCGGCGAGCCGGAUGAUUUCGUGCUGUUCAGCAAGAAGAUGGCCUCGAUCGAAUCGAACCGCUCGUCGAGCGACUCGAACAAGUCGCAGACAACCAUCGACACCGGGUACGUUUCGGCGAACGAAACGGAUCGUUCCAUCCUGACCGGUGGUAGCUGCUCGUCGGCGAAGGCAAGCGGUGCAUCGGGUUCGUCCUUCCGCAGCCGGUUCUCCUCCGAGGACACUCAGUCCUCGCUCGACAGCUUCCUCUCGUCGGAGCUGCACCGCACGGACACGAUCGAGUCGCUCCCGCUCAACGAUUCACCCUUCAGUCUGAAGAAGAACGUGUUCAACUUCGACCUGAAAACAUCGCCCCUGAUCCGUGGCAGCAGUACCGUGUCACCGAACUCGCUCGACGAGAAGCUGGACAACUGCUCACCGCGCAGCAUCGAGAGCAAGGGUUCUCGCAAGCUACCCACCGUUCCGACGCGGAAGCCAUCCGGCAGUGGUGCGAAGCUACCACCACCGGGGAGUUCCGGUAGCCGCAUGACACCACCGCUGCCACCGUCCCGCUCGCAGCAGGCGUUCGAGACGCGGAAGCUCCAAAAGCUCCAACAGCAGACGCAGCUCAACAACGUGGUGUCAGUGCACAAGACAGCCCUCGAGAGCCUGCAGGAACUGUACAGUCGACCGCUCGGCAUACGGCGGAACAUUCACCGACCGCCACCGCUGAGCCAGCAGCAGAUGUUGGCCACUUCGAGCAAGGGAUCUUCGAUGCUCCACCUGCAGCGACAGGAUUCGGGCGACAACUUCUCAACCAUUACCUCUGGUGUGGCCAACUACCAGGGCAAACCGAUGGAGAGUUCUCUGCACGGUCCCACCGCCAAGGUUAACCGUUCGUUGAUCCGCGGGAAGGUGCCCAUCGAAACAUCUACCAGCGCCAGCCUUUCAGGUGGAGGCUCUUCGUCUCCCAGCAACAACAUUUCCACCCUUCUGACCGGGGCCUCCAGUGGGGGAACUCCGGCACCCUGCACCUCUCUGAUGAGCAACACCACCGGAAACUCGACGUCGGCCAGUGAAGGCAUUGGCUCCAUGGGAGUCAGUACUCCCGGCACGAUUCGAUCGGUACCGCCGCGAGUCAGCAUGCGUCAGGAUUCGAGCAUCUCGAGCGACAGCUUCAGUCAAACGUCCAGCCCCAGCUACAACUCCAAGAUCAUGGAAGCCCCACUCCUCUCGCACGCCGCCAAGAUGCCCAAGGUGUCCAAGCCGAUCGCGAAAAACAUCGACGAGAUCACCAAAGAGUCGCCGACGGACGUGAACGGGACGGCCGCCAUCAUCAAGAGCGCCUCAACUCCGGCCAGUCUGCAGACGAUCGUGCGCCUUUCCAACGGCUCCAACGUUAGUCUUCAGCACAAGAAAUUUCAAAUUUUAAAAGCACGCAAAAAUUCCAACCCUUACGUCACGAGCGGUCGGCUAAAGUUCCGCCUGUGCCAGAUCCUGCUGAACGCGGUCGGCCUGCUUGCCAUCGCCGGUGGUCUGGCGGCCUACUUCAACGCCUACCCGACGAUCAAGUUCGUCAACCAAACCAUCACCCGCACGUCCGUGCCAGCUGGCGGUGGAACGACGUCGGGCGGAACCGGCUCAUCUGCAGGCUCCGGUGCCAGCUCAUCCGUCACGUCCACCGGGGGCUCCUCGUACGGGGCAUCCGGGCGACCAUCGCUAGAUCUUGCCCCGGGAGGUUACCGUGGCGAUCGCAAUCCGGCACCCGGCGUCUGCCUGCCGGUGAUCGUGAAGUUCUGCCAGCAACAUCGGGUCCCGUACAACUAUACCGUCUAUCCGAACUACAUUGGACACUUUGGCCAGCCCGAAGCGCAAGGUGAAAUUGAUCUCUUCGAGGCCCUGGUCGACGUGCAGUGCUACGAGCUUGUUCCACUGUUCUUAUGCUCUCUGUUUGUGCCUAAAUGCGGUAAUUUCGGAACAUCCAUACCGCCGUGUAAAAGUUUGUGUAUCGAAACGAUGCGACGCUGUAGUUUCUUUUUCGACGUCUUUGGCCUGGAGCUGCCGGAGUACUUGCGCUGCUCGAUCUUCAACGACGCGGUGUCGGACCAGGAGGAGUGCGUCGGGAUGGCCGAGUACAAGGCAUCGAUCAUACGAUCGCGGCGUCCCAUCACCUGCUCCGGGUUCCUGUGUGACAACAAUAAGCGCUGCAUACCGGACGAGUGGAAGUGCGACGGCCAUGUGGACUGCCACGACCAGACGGACGAGGCGCACUGCGAUUCUUGCGGUGACGAUGCCAUCCACUGCGGGCAGGGAAAGUGCAUGAGCCAGAAGCAGGUUUGCGAUGGUCACAAGGAUUGCCCGUACGGGCAGGAUGAACGGAAUUGCAUUCGACUUAGCGAAAGAAAUGGGGAUCUCGGACGUGGGACGCUGGAGGUGUACAAGGCGGAUCUCAAGCAGUGGGCCCCGGCUUGCGUGAGGAACUGGGAUCCAGCUACCUCGCCAACAAUGAUCUGCUCGCUGCUUGGCUACAGCUCGGUUAACUCCAGCCGGACCACGAUGCGUGGCUCCAACCGGACGCUGGUGAGCACCAAGGAUGCCUCAGCCAUGUGGCGCAUGAACCAGAAGCAGAACGUCAACCUGAUCAAGGAGUUUAACAGCUGCGACAUCAACUCGCGCUAUCCGGUGGCGGAACUAACGUGCUCCAACUACGAGUGUGGUAAGGUACCGAACAAAAAGAACCUAAAGGCAACGAAACGGAUCGUCGGUGGCUCGACCUCGAGCCCGGGAGAUUGGCCUUUCAUCGCGGCCAUCCUGGGCGGCCCGGAGGAGGUGUUCUACUGUGCUGGCGUUCUGAUCGCCGAUCAGUGGGUCCUGACGGCGUCACACUGCAUUGGCAAUCACACGAUGCGCAACGUCAACGACUGGACGAUCCAGCUCGGGGUCACCCGGCGCCACGCGCACACCUACUACGGCCAGAAGGUGAAGGUGAAAACGGUCAUCCCGCACCCGCUGUACAACCUGCACACGGCGCACGAUAACGACAUCGCACUGUUCCAGCUGGCCACCAGGGUUGCGUUCCACGAGCAUCUGCUUCCGGUGUGCCUUCCACCGCCACACAUCCGUGAGCUUCCCACCGGCAUCAACUGUACCGUCGUUGGCUGGGGCAAGAGGGAGGAACGGAACUCAACACCGAACGGUGCGUCCUACGAGCCGACCCUUAACGAGGUGAACGUGCCGAUCGUGAACCGCGAUUUGUGCAUCGAUUGGCUGGAAACGUUCAACGUCACCGAGGGCAUGAUCUGUGCCGGCUAUCAGGAGGGUGGCCGCGAUGCGUGCCAGGGUGAUUCCGGCGGUCCACUGCUGUGUCCGUAUCCGAACGAGAAGGAUCGCUGGUACGUGGGUGGAAUCGUGUCGUGGGGGGUGCGCUGUGCGCAUCCCAAGCUGCCCGGCGUCUACGCCAACGUGCCCAAGUUCAUCCCGUGGAUUCUGUCGCAGAUCAACAAUCACUCCGUGCUACAGACGGACACGGUCGGUCGAUAGAUCACGAUCCAUUUUUGAGGAGAAUUUAAAAAAAAGAAAGGCUGGAAAAAAACAUGAACGCACAUACAAGAAAGCGGAACGGCUCGAGGAGAAUUCGGGCAUGACAAGACAAUAAUCGUGACGUUGUACAACCAGUAGUACGAUAGCUGAACUUUUCGUGAUUGUGUUUUAAUCUAUAGGACUGUAUUUUUAUCGUGUUUGCAUAGUAGAAUGUUUAAAUACACAUUCGCUAAAUGUAUUUUGAUAGAGAAACAGGCGUAUCAGCCAGAGAUGAAAGCGAUUGUAGAGAAAAACGCUGAUCAAAGCUUCGUUAUC